Molecule: messenger RNA, 1832 nt
Organism: Aspergillus ruber CBS 135680
Lineage: Eukaryota; Fungi; Ascomycota; Eurotiomycetes; Eurotiales; Aspergillaceae
Product: putative flavin dependent monooxygenase
Exons: 2
Coding region: 264-1736 (490 amino acids)
Molecular function (GO): N,N-dimethylaniline monooxygenase activity; NADP binding; flavin adenine dinucleotide binding
Source: RefSeq, a predicted model, not a curated record
AGCAAUAUAAAAUGCUUUUGCAAUCGAAUGCCUGCGAUCGCGAAUCCCAUAUAAAUUGAUUAAUCUCUCGCUGAUAUUCUCUUAUCUCGUGCCAAGAGGCCUCCUCAAUCACCUCAUUACUUACUUUUCACAUGCCAUCCUCCGCACACCGCAGUCUUCUAGCUGUUAUAUCUGCUGCCACCCUCGUCGCCAGGCUCGGGUCUGAUUAAGAAGACAUAGUCGUCUCAUUUUAUGUAUGGGAUAAUGUUUCUCUGUUUUCGACAAUGACAACAUCCAAACAAGUCAGCCGAAUCGCGGUCAUUGGCGCUGGCCCAUCCGGUCUCGCCGCAGUCAAAUAUCUCCUCGCUGAGAAAUGCUUUGAUAAAAUUGAUGUCUUCGAGAAGCGGAGUGCUACUGGUGGUGUGUGGAAUUACUCCCCCGGGGCACUGAAGAGGGAACUGCCCACCCCAGUACCACAACUCAAUCCAAAUAGGCCGCUUGAAGAUCCCGUCUGGAGUCCAACGGGUCCAAAGGAUGGGGCAAGCGAGGUGACAUUUGUCUCUCCCAUUUAUGACACGUUGGAAGCGAACCUGCCCAAAGAAUUGAUGCGAUUCUCGGAUAAGCUAUUCCCUGAUGAGGAACAGGUUCUCCCGAGGCACUCAGUGGUCAAGAGAUAUCUUCAUGGAUAUGCAGAGGAUGUGAAGGACUUGAUCCAGUUGGAGACUCAAGUACAAGACUUGAGACCAAAUUCUUCCGGGGCCAAUGACUGGGCGUUGACGACAACGAAUUUGCGCACCGGAGACGACAAGACGGACUCUUACGAUGCCGUGGUCGUUGCCAGCGGUCACUACGAUGCCACCUAUUUGCCAGACAUUCCUGGAAUUCGAGAAUGGAAUAAGGCGUAUCCAAAGGUCAUAUCUCAUUCCAAGCAUUAUGACUCGCCACCGAUAUUUCGUGAUAAGAAGGUCGUGGUAGUAGGGAGCUCUGCGUCUGCGAUUGAUAUUGGUGCUCAGAUAAGCGAAGUGAGCAAAGGGAAGCUGCUGGUUUCAGAGCGUUCCGAAUCUUACCUGCAGCCGCCUCCGACUACCGAUAAAAUCUAUUUCCCUGAGAUCGUGGAAUUUUUACCGUCAGCCAACCAUGACCGGGCCAUUCGAUUUGCAAACGGCCGAGUUGAAAGUGAAAUCGAUGCAAUUGUGUUCUGUACCGGCUAUCUAUACUCGUUUCCCUUCUUGUCUUCGCUUGACCCACCUGUCAUCACCGAUGGUCGCAGGACGGUAAAUACAUACCAGCACCUUUUCUAUACAUACAACCCGACCCUGGUAUUUCCUCUCAUUACACAGAGAAUUGUACCAUUCCCGUUUGCUGAAAGCCAGGCGGCAGUCUUUGCCCGUGUCUGGUCUGGCCGCCUUAGCCUUCCCUCACAGGCUGAGAUGAUAGCCUGGGAAAAAGACUUGAUUGCCGAAAAAGGCAAUGGAACUUUCUUUCAUUAUCUACCAUACCCACAAGAUGCAGAUAGUAUCGACCUACUUUACAACUGGGCCGCGAGUGCUAAAAAGCGCCCCGGGCUGGCCAAUGACGGAGCUGGGAAGCUGCCCCCUCUGUGGGGGGAGAAGGAACGAUGGUUGCGAUGUCACUUCCCGGACAUACGGAAGGCAUUUAUCGAACAAGGCGAAGCUAGACGGAACAUCAGAAGCGUUGCUGAACUCGGUUAUGGCUAUGAACAGAGGAGGGAACGAGAGCAAGAGUCUAAACUAUAGACUACAGUCGCGAACAUAGUUACAUAGAUUAGCCACAUAAUACACAUAUAGGCUAUUGAUUAUAGAGUAAUUCAGAAAUCAGAUACAAAUUUGAAG